AUGGCCACCACCAACGGGACUCUGCCUCAUCAUGGGGAUACUUCUUCCGAAACCCCUCAACCUGCGCCCUCCUCCGCCGAUGAGCAACAUAUCGAAGAACUCUCCCAGCACUUAGACCUGACUUCCCUCUCUCCGUCCACCCUAGCCAUCCACGCCGAUGACCCUCUCAACGUCGUCAGUGAUGUCGCCCCUCCUAUCCAUGUCUCCACUACCUUUCGUUACGACAAAGACCCCGCCCAACUGCGCCCAUAUCAUGAACGAGAGGAACCCAUCUUUGCGCCCACCGAACACAACUACUCCCGCCACACAACACACAGUACAUCACGCCUGGAGAUGAUCCUGGCUGUGCUGCUGAAAACCCCUUGCUUGACAUAUUCCUCCGGGCUCGCGGCAUUCAAUGCAUUGAUAACGUUCUUGGCUCCCAAGAGAGUGGCCAUUGGCGCUGGCUAUCACGGAUGUCAUGGCGUGUUGAGAAUCCACCAGCGGCUUUCCGGGCUGCAGCUCCUGCCGCUAGACUGCAAGCCGGAGGAUCUGCAAGAGGGGGAUCUUCUGCACCUGGAAACCCCUGUGAACCCGACAGGACUGGCCUUCGACAUACAGCAUUACGCCGACGUUGCCCAUUCACGAGGUGCAUACCUCAGCGUGGACGCCACGUUUGCGCCGCCACCCCUGCAGGAUCCCUUCAAGCACGGUGCAGAUAUUGUCAUGCAUUCAGGCACAAAGUAUAUUGGAGGUCACUCGGACAUGCUCUGUGGUGUUUUGGCGGUCAAACAGAAAGACUGGAUUCCCAAGAUGCUGCAAGAUCGCGUGUAUCUGGGCUCCGUGAUGGGUGGUUUGGAAGGCUGGCUUGGUGUGAGGAGUAUUCGAACUCUGGAGCUCCGAAUCAUGAAGCAGAGUGAAUCAGCGAGAAGGAUAGUUGAUGCCCUCGAUGGUGCUUUGACGGGUCACACUGUCGGCACGGGCCUGUCCCUUUCCGAUACAGAGAUCAUCAAGUCCGUCGUCAAACAGGUGCAUCAUGCGAGUCUGCAAACCAAAGACUACAAGACGUGGUUGAAGAAACAAAUGCCCAACGGCUAUGGCCCAGUAUUUGCUAUCGUUAUGAAAUCGCAAGAUUUCGCCAGGGCAUUGCCCAGCAAGCUCCAUCUCUUCCACCACGCAACCAGUUUAGGUGGGAUUGAGAGCUUGAUUGAGUGGAGGACAAUGACCGAUUCAACGGUGGAGAAGGAUCUCCUGAGGGUCAGCAUCGGCAUUGAAGACGAGAAGGAUCUGCUCGAUGACCUGAUCCAGGGCUUCAAGGCACUGAACGCGGUCAAUGGAACGUCCAGCUAG
Molecule: messenger RNA, 1329 nt
Organism: Fonsecaea multimorphosa CBS 102226
Lineage: Eukaryota; Fungi; Ascomycota; Eurotiomycetes; Chaetothyriales; Herpotrichiellaceae
Exons: 1
Coding region: 1-1329 (442 amino acids)
Biological process (GO): transsulfuration
Cellular component (GO): cytoplasm
Molecular function (GO): carbon-sulfur lyase activity; pyridoxal phosphate binding
Source: RefSeq, a predicted model, not a curated record